AUGUUGUUCGGAGUUGAUUGCUAUGGUAAGAAGUCUAGGGCCUCCUACCUGGUUUAUGACCUUUUCUGUAAUGAUCUCAACUGGCCGGAUAUGAUAAAAGCUUUGCUCAUUGCAGAUGAACGCAAUGUAAAUGAUAUAGAUAACGUAACAUUUCCUGAACGACUAAAAUUGGUGCAAAAAUAUCCAGUGGUUGUUGCCAGACAAUUCUCAACAAGAGUUAAUGCUCUUAUGCGUUAUUUAAAACAAAAUAAUGUCUGCUUAGGUGGAAGUAUCCUAGACUAUUGGUAUAGGAUAGAAUUCCAGAAUAGAGGAAGUCCACACUUGCACAUGUUAGUGUGGUGUGAAAACAUUCCUGAUUUUUCGACAAAUGAAGGAAUAAGUGUAAUUGAAAGAGUUAUUUCGUGUUCUUUGAACCCCCAUAACAAAGAGUUAUUAAAUCUAGUCCAAAAUGUCCAAAUGCAUAGACAUACCAACACCUGCUACAAAGAUCGUACCAACCAUUGUUGUCGUUUUGGGUUUCCCAGGGCUCCAAGUGACGCUACCUUAUGUUUGGGUCCUGAUGAAGCACUUACCAACAACGGUCGGUUUUGCAUCUUGCGAAGAACUUCUCAAGAAACUAUGGUAAAUAACUAUAGUCCUGAAAUUCUUAGUCUUUGGGGAGGAAACAUGGACAUUCAGCCAUGCGGAAAUAUCUCUGCCGUCGCGUAUUAUGUUGUAAAAUAUGCGAGUAAGUGUGAACCUCACGACACUGGAGACGUUGUACGCCAAGCAAUUACAAAAGCUAAAAGACGGGGUGGCACAGUGUGGAGCCAACUGUUUGCGGUCUCUAUGGCAAUACUCUCGCACCGAUUGGUAAGUGCUCCCGAAUGUGCAUAUCGUCUUUGCCACCUGCCGCUUAAAAUGAGUUCUCGUAAAACAAUAUUUGUGAAUAGCUGCAUGCCAAAUCAACGCUUUCGUUUAUUGCGAUUUGAAGGUGAUGAAACUACAAUAUACAACAACAUAUUUAACCGUUACGUGUUGAGGCCUGAUGAGCUAGAAAACAUUAGUCAAGCAGAAUUUGCUGUGCGUUAUGAGACGAUUUCAAAUAUUAUGUCGAGUGAGGAAGAUGGUGAUAUUGAACUGAGAGAACCUGUUGAUGGGCCUAUAAGAAUAAGAUAUAUACGAGUGAGGGAUGCUUCACGCAUGCGAGUAAGAAAUAAGCCAGCUGUGUUACGUACACGUUACUACACACUUAAUAGUGACAAAGAUGGGUAUUAUUACAGCUUAAUUGUUUGCCAUAUUCCAUUUCGCGAUGAAAACCAACUAAUGUUGGAAGACGAGACUCCAGAAUCUUGUUUUCUUAGACGAAAAGACGAAUUAACGCCUUUGUUGACUAACGUUAGUACCGAAGAUUUCGCUCAUGCAGAACAAGUCAUUCAACAAGCACUUGCACUUGCCCAGGCAAUUGCUUUAAAUGUUGCACGUAAAACGUGUUGCGAAAAUGUUCCUCGAGAAACGGGUUUCAAAAAUAUCAGGGACGAUCAAAUUAUAAACGUCGAUGAACAUAUUAUCCAAAAUCAGGACGACUACUGUGAAGAUGUAGAAGAAAGAGGUGCAAUGCCUGAUGAUAUCUUUUUAAAUAAUAUUAGAGGUCUAAACAUACAGCAGAAGGAUUUAUUUCAAAGAAUUUCUACGGCCAUUGAAAAAGAUUUACAUGGUGAUGAUGAAAAGUUGUUCCUUUUUAUAACUGGAGGAGCUGGCAGUGGCAAAUCAUUUGUUUUAAAAUUACUCGUGGCGCACAUUAAGAGGUGUUAUGCGCCUACAGUUGAUUUGCUUCUAAAGCCUAAAUUUGUUGAGGUAGGUUCAUUGACUGGUGUCGCCGCCCGCCAGGUACUUGGGAAAACAUUGCAUUCUCUUUUUUCUCUUCCCAUCGAAACAGGUAAUUCAACUGCAUAUAGACGCUUAACUGGUGAAAAGCUUGAACAAGAAAGACGUAAAUGGCGUAACACAAGUUGGUUAGUGAUUGACGAAGUAUCAAUGGUUUCUUACGAGAACUUACGAAUGAUUCAUAUGCGUUUACAGGAAUACAAAAACAAUGAUAAGUUGUUUGGUGGCAUAAAUAUUGUUCUCUUUGGAGACAUCAUGCAACUGCCCCCUGUAAAAGGACAUUGGUGCUUUGUCCAGCCACUUUGGAAUGCUGCAGAAGUUAAUUUAUGGCACGCAUUUUCAUUCUGCGAAUUAACGAUCAAUAUGAGACAACGAAAUGAUAUAGAGUUUGUUGACCUGUUAAACAAUUUACGCGUAGGCGAAUUGACAACAAGUCAACUGGAAUUGCUCUGUCAGAGGCGAAUGGUGGAUUUAGAUGAAGAGUUUAAGGAUGGUGUUGUGGUUCGAAUAUUCCCGACCGUCAAACAAGUUGACGAAUACAAUAAUGAGAUGACAGCUAUAAAUUCAAAACAAAAUCGCGUCUAUACAAUCCGUUCCAUAGAUGAGUCUCGUGAAGUUGCUACCUAUGGAAAGAAACCUCCAGAUAAUGUUGUUCCAAAAGAUGUGAAUAAUUGUGGUUGA
Molecule: messenger RNA, 2547 nt
Organism: Parnassius mnemosyne (clouded apollo)
Lineage: Eukaryota; Metazoa; Arthropoda; Insecta; Lepidoptera; Papilionidae
Source: the annotation of a GenBank genome assembly